Molecule: messenger RNA, 496 nt
Organism: Tricharina praecox
Lineage: Eukaryota; Fungi; Ascomycota; Pezizomycetes; Pezizales; Pyronemataceae
Exons: 2
Coding region: 113-418 (101 amino acids)
Source: RefSeq, a predicted model, not a curated record
UAGGUGUAAUUAUAGAUUAUAGGGGGCUUAUUUCAUUUUAUUCUCGUUUUCCUUUCCUUUCCUUUCCUUUCCUUUACUUCUAGGCUUUCUUCCUUUGGAAUAUGUACCAUGUAUGUACCUUAUGAAAUGGGGGUGGACUUGCGUUUGUGGCGUGGCGAGCGGGAUUCUGUGUACGAGUUUGUUUGCUACCUAUCAUACGAGUGGCAGCGAUGAAUCCUGUCCGGGUUUGGCGCGAGGGUUUCCCUCGCUGAAGCGGACCAUCUCAAACAGCCUCACUCACGCCUUGCGGGCCGGCACCGGUACUGUAGCUGAGCACAUUGUCUUAUCGACGUCUAAGCGGAUGCCUAUCUGCGAGCCCGGUCCCGGUCAGGUCUAUCUACACAAAACUGAUGGUAUUGCAGUAGUAGUGUGGGAUUGAGGGUACUGUGGCGAGGAUGUGGCCUUGUACUGGGUGCCGGGUGCCGGCGUAAGUAACGAGGAGAGAUGGUUCGAGACU